Molecule: messenger RNA, 213 nt
Organism: Paramecium pentaurelia
Lineage: Eukaryota; Ciliophora; Oligohymenophorea; Peniculida; Parameciidae
Source: the annotation of a GenBank genome assembly
AUGAAUUCAAAUUGCAACAAAGAUGAAUAAAUUACCAUAUAGAGUGAUAACAAAGAAAUAUGUGAAGAAGUAUAAACUGUUAAAAAGACAGAGAUCUAUUAAUAACAAAUAAAUUUUAUAGUCAUUGAAACUUCUAACGAUGAACUUUCUUAUAGAAAUCUUUUAAAAUUUAAAUGUACAUUAGCUAAUAGGAUCAAGAAAACUAUGACUUGA